UUAGCACUUGAGGAGUUGAGGUGGCGCUGCCAUUGAGAAAUAGUAGUAACAAGUUAACAACUAGUAACAAGUAACAUGUAGAAGCUGAUGAAUUUGCUGUGCCACACCCAAAAAGCCAAACUUGUAGCAGCGGACGCCGCAAAGCAACUCAUACAUCUCAACUUCCAAUUGUCAAAACUUACCCGCUCAAAUCGUCACUAUGAUUGUCUCUCUCUCUUCCUGCAAAUCUACUCAUCUGAUAUCCUAACCCCAGACCAUUAUUCUCUCUCAUCUGCUCUUACUGCCUCUGCCAAUACACGCAACUCCAGAUUUGGGAACCAGCUUCAUGCUCUUGCUACUUACACUGGACUAAAUCACUUUCCCCAUGUCUCAAAUUCUCUACUUUCACUCUAUGCCAAAUCUGAGGAGUUGGGUUAUGUUAAAAGGGUUUUUUCUGAACUGGGUGCACCUGAUAUUUACUCUUGGACCACUCUAUUAUCAGCAUGUACUAAGUUGGGUCAGGUUUCUUAUGCCUGCAAACUGCUCGAUGAAAUGUCUCUGAGAAAUGUUGAGCCUUGGAAUGCUGUGAUCACUGGUUGUUCUGAAAAUGGGUAUGAGGAUGUAGGGUUUGAUUUGUUUAGGCGAAUGCAUAUGUUGGGUGUGAGGCAUGAUAAUUACACUUUUGCUUGUGUUCUUAGCUUGUGUAAUGUUGUUGAAUUAUAUGGCUUUGGGAAGCAAGUGCAUUCUUUGAUUUAUAAGAGUGGGUUUUUGGGUAUGAGCUCGGUGGUGAAUUCUUUGCUUACAAUGUAUUUUAAUUUCGGAAAUGUGAUGGGUGCUUGUAGAGUUUUUGAAGAAGUAGAUGAGAUGGUGCGAGAUGAGAUUACCUAUAAUGCAAUGAUCAAUGGGUUAGCAGGCCUUGAGAGGAAGGAAGAGGCCUUGGUAAUGUUCCAAAACAUGUUAUAUGCUCAGCUAAGACCUACUGAGUUAACUUUUGUGAGCCUUAUGAGCUCGGGUUUGCUUCUGAGCAUGAGCUUCCAGUUACAUGCCCAGGCUAUAAAGGCAGGUUAUGAACCUUGUACAGCUGUGAGCAAUGCUGCAAUGGCAAUGUAUGCUGAGCACGGGCAAUUGGAUUCGAUUAGGAAAAUAUUUGAGAAAUUGGAAAUGAAGGAUGUUGUUUCAUGGAACACUAUGAUAGCUGGAUAUGCUCAUAACAAUGAUAUGCAAUUAGCAAUCUUGGCUUAUAUGGAGAUGAAGAAAACUGGGUUUGUUCCAGAUGAGUAUACAAUUGGAGCCCUCUUAAGUGGCUCAGAGAGCUUAGAGUUUGUCCAGAUGGUUUAUGCCCUUGUGCUGAAAAAUGGUCUUAGUCUGACAAGUGAAGUCGUCAAUGCUUUAAUCUCUGCAUCUUCUAAGCAAGGUGACAUAAAACUGGCCUGUCAAAUAUUCUGCAACAUGCACUUUAGAAACCAGAUUACCUGGAGUGCAAUUAUUUCAGGUUUCUUAUCAAAUGGAUACCCUUUUCAAGCUCUAGAGCUGUUUCGUCAGAUGCAAAAUUCAAAAAUUGAUGUAUGCACUCUAACUAUUUUGUUAAGCAUUUGUUCCGGCAUUUCAAUUUCACAACAUGGGAAACAGGUCCAUUGCUACAUUCUUAGACAUCAUUUUCUCAAUGAGAUAUCCUUAGGAAAUGGCCUCAUCACCAUGUAUGCAAAAUGCGGGCUUCUGGAGUGGUCUAUCAAGGUAUUUGAUUCCAUGAACAAAAGGAAUGUUGUGAGUUGGAAUGCUGUCAUCUCUGCAUUUGCACAGUAUGGAGAAGGGAAAAUAGCUGUCGAGUACUUCACGUUGAUGCAAUAUGAGAUUGGUCUUAGACCUGAUCAAGCCACAUUUACUGCUGCUCUCUCUGCUUGUUGCCGUACUGGUCUAGUUUGUGAUGGCAUUCGCAUAUUUAACUCCAUGGUGAAUGAUUAUAUGUUGAAGCCGGGAGUAGAUCACUUCUCUUGCCUUGUUGACCUUUUAGGGCGAGCUGGAUAUGUUGAUGAGAUGGAGAGACUUGUUGAGAGUGAGUAUUUUAAGGCUGAUCCCAAUGUUUGGUGGACUUUGUUUAGUGCAUGUGUUGCUUAUGGAAACGUAAGGCUGGGAAGGAUUGUUGCUGGGUUGCUUCUCCGAACCGAGAAAAACGACCCAGCAGUUUAUGUGUUGCUGUCAAAUAUUCAUGCAAAUGCUGGACAGUGGGAAGAUGCAGCUCAAGUUAGGGAGUUGAUGAAGACAGUUAGAGCUAUAAAGCAACCUGGAUGCAGCUGGAUUUAGCCAUAAAAAUCUUAAAAGAUCAAGUUGGCAGUAAGGUACAGUGGUUGAGCUAUACAGUAGAAGCCAUGAAAGUCACCUUUCAUUUUAAGCAACUUCACAAAAACAGCCGUUGGCAUUGCUGGAAUACUCCGUUACCUUCAUGUUUGUGAGUGGAAUAAACUGGAUAACUAUUUGGAUUGAUUAGAUGGGCCAUAGAUUCAGACUUUGGAGUUUAAGGUGCAGUAUUUAGAAAUCAAAUUUUCUGGGAAUGCAGGGCAACGGAUGAUACCAGAUUGGACACUUUGGAGGUCCCAACUUCCAGUCCUGCAGCCAAGGCAACUAGAGAUGGCCUUUUUCUAAUGCUCUGAUCAUCAGGUUGUGUUUUCUUCACCCCUUCUAUAGAAUUUAUUACUUGUUCCUGUUAGAAUCAAACCAGACCAGAAAACUUCAGACCAGACCAGACCAGACCAGACCAGACCAGACCAGACUUUAUAUCUGUUUACUUAUAACUAAUUAUAACUAACUCGGUUUAGUAAUAAUAGAAUAGAACUUGUCUCUCAAUAAAUAUUAAGUGGGGCUAUAUAAAAGAGCAAACAGUCAACUAUUUCCAAUGAAAACAUUCAUCUUUGAAUAGUAACAAUAGGAUCUCCGCCCUCCCCAGGCCCCAAUAUACACAAAAAGCUGUUAGCGCAUGAUAUAAAUCUUUUCUGUAUUAAACUCAGAACAAAUAAAGAAGAAUUAAGUAGGUAAAUCUGCAUCACUGCUACAUAAUCUGAAACCCCAAAGUAAAUAUCUAAAAGUUGACGUUUUCUCCCUUCAACUGCUACAUGUUAACUUGGCUUGUUGAGAGUGUCAUCAUUCUGAGUAAUAGAUGCUUCUCCCUAUAACAGAAAUUUGAAAUCAUCCUAUCAGGUCAAGUGAGGAGCUAUAACAAAUAAUGUAGUGAUUUUGGUUUUAGAUUGUUUACCACACUGCUUGAUCAGAAAGUGUGGAAAUGAAAAUGACCUAGUGUACCUUCUAUGAACCAUAGAAUGUAGAGAGUAUAUAGGAAUAGGACUCAAUAGUUUAGUUUACCUCUUUCAGCAAUGGGAUUUGAUCUUUGUGGUUUUUAUGUGCAGAACUAUAUGCUUUUCCCUGGAACAAGAACUCAACCAUUUAACGAAUUAACAUUGCAUAGAUCAAUCUUUUAAACCACAAACUACAGAAAGUACAUUACAAACGUAGCUAUAGAACAAUUUUUACCUCUUCAAGCAAUCGAAAUUUAUCUUUCUGGUCUUGGUUUACUGCAGGGAUUAACUUGGCUUGUUGAGAGCCAUCGUCCUGAGUAAUAGAUGCUUCUCCCUAUAACAGAAAUUUGAAAUACUCCUAUCAGAUUAAGCGAGGAGCUAUAACAUGGAUUAACUUGGCAAGUACGUUAUGCAAAAUGGUUCUAUUAGCUGAAAUUCCAAUGAAAGAGCACAUGGCAAAGAUAAUGAUGGCUGCCCACAAAGAGCUAUGGCCAAUUACAGUAUAAAUGCCGGUCAUAAAUGCAACCAUCGUCCCAUAUAGGGAUUGCAUAAGUAUCAGAACACUGCGAUCAACCAAUAAAUAUGACAUAUCACGGUCAGAAACCAUGGACCAUAUCAAGCAAAACAAGACGAACAUGGAUGUACACAUGGCGUAUGCAUCUGAUAGUAAGAACACUAGAAAUGAUGCUCUCUUUCCGAGAAUAGCAUCGCCAGUUACACUGUUAAGGCCACCAGGAAGAGUGAACCCAGCUGCAAAUGUAAUUGUUGCCAACAGAGCUGCAACCACAGAGAGUGUGUUUCGCAUCUGGUCCAGAUUCGUCCCAGGUUGGAUGUAUGUUGUUUUCAGGUAUGGAUUUACUUUGAUUUGUUUGCACAUCUUCGCCUGCAGGUAAUUAUGUAUGCUUAAUAUGUUAGUUCUAGAACCACCUAAUUGGGUACUCAAAGUGAUCCAGAGUAUAAGGCCCCAGAUGUUCUCAACAAACCAAACUGAAAAUACAAAAUAUUUUUAUUCUCAUCUCACAUGGCCUGCAGCUUAGUGUUUAUUAAACAUUUUGAUUAAGAAAAUUGACAUGAACUGUAAGUGUUAUCUAUUUAAAUUUGUGCUCUGCUUUUUCUAGUCCCAAUCAUUAACAUUAGCAGGGCCACCUUUCUUAAGACGAACGACCCUCCUUAGUUCCACCAUUGAUGAUGUCCCUCAAGAUCUAAACUACAUGAUGAUUUAAUUUCAAAGAGUGAUGCAUGUCAGCCGAACAUAACACGAACAGGAAAAAAGAUCAAGGUUUGUAGAGUUCGUAACAUACCCAGUGGUCAUUUUCUUUGCAAAGCUUGGCAAGCAAAUCCAUGGAAGUUGCACCAUGAUAGUCCUCCAUGUUUCGCUCAACCCCAUUAUCAAUGAGUAGUGCCCUAGCUAGAUUCAUGUCCUUCCUCUCGAGUGCUCGAUGCAAAGGCGUUGCACCCUCAUAAUCGAUUGUAUUCUUAAGCUCUGCAAUGGAUGGUAUCUUGAGGAAAUUAAAGUAAUCUCUGUAAGUUCGUAAUUUGAUGUGGUGCAGAGGAGUGUCAUUUUGGUCGCGGCACAUCAUCUGAAGAUCUUGACAACUAUCAAUGAAGGCAUAUACAGCCCAGGUUUCAUCUGAUCGCUCGCAUGCUGUAAUCCAAUCGAAGGGUUCUUUUUGGAUUAAAGAAGGGUUCAUCAGCAAACAUACAAGCCAGGGGACACAUGCUUCUUUGGCGUUGUUUAGAGCAGUUUUUCCCCUGUCAUCAGCUAAGUUGAUGAGCCACCAAAAUUUCUCAAGCAACCGCCUGCCAGUUUCCUCUUUGUUCAUCACAGUCAAGUGAGCAUUAGUAGUUCCCGAGGCAGAACAUAUAUAUAUAUAUAUAUAUAUAUAUAUAAAGAUAAUAAGAGUUGUUAAUUCGUCGCAAAAGAUGGGACAUACAGUAAUUCGAGGCAUCGCAGGGAUCAUAGUUUAAAUGGUGAAAAGCAGCCAGAAAAUUUAGUUACCUGUACAGAAUGGUAGCUGGUGAAGCAAUGUGACUCCGUCAUUGCGACGUAGCAUGGAGAAACGAGGUUCAUGAGUUUUCAGAAUCUCGUCUACAACCUUUCCAAAUCCUGAAGCAACAGCAAGGAGGAGUGGGCUCUCCCCCUUAUUGUUACGAAUCUUACGUAUCGCUGUAUCGAGUGAUAAGAAAUACAAUGCAAGUUCUUCAUGUUUUGAUGAUAAAGCUAUGUGCAAAGGCGUAUCUCCAUUUUUAUUCUUUGUUUUCCAAGGAGAGCUUCUACCGUCAAGUAACUCAGUAGGAAAGUCGUCUUUCAGAAGUAAGUUUAAUGGCCAAAUUUCCUCCAUUUCUGCCCAUUGAUGAAGCACGUUAUAUCCCUUAUCAUCAACUCUGUCGAUGAGGGGAGUAGAACCAUUUUCACCGCUAACACUAUAUGAGAAGGAAGACAUCAAGAUCUUCUCAGCAACCAAGUUCACCCCAUUUUGAAGCGCAAGGAAAAGUGGGCUGUUCUUUUCAUCAUCAACCAUGGCACAAAGCAAUUCCAUGUCCAUCGACAAUAACUCCAUUGCACAUUCCUCGUUAGGCGCUGCAAGGGCAACGUGCAACGGAGUCUUUUUCGUUUUAGAAAGAGCUAACCAUGGUUUCUGUAUAUGAUCAUGAUCCUUCAAUUUUGAUUUGUAGAACCCAAGAAUUAGUCGAACAAUUUCUAGAUUGUUGAUCCAAGUAGCCACAAAUAGAGGAGUCCAAUUGUUACCAUCUACUUGGGAGAAAAAUUGUUGUUGAAGCUCUGUUGGUAAUCUUUCCAUGGCUUCUCUAAAGAACUCAACUUUUUCCUUAAACGCUGCAAGGUGAAAGAUAUUACCUCCGACAUAGCCAUCAACAUCUGAUGGCUUGUGUUGAUGAUGGAAGUAAUUUGUUGGUUUCGAUUCGACCGCUCUUCUUAAGAA
This is a messenger RNA of Beta vulgaris subsp. vulgaris (sugar beet), 6208 nucleotides long. Its product is annotated as pentatricopeptide repeat-containing protein At3g49740. Lineage: Eukaryota; Viridiplantae; Streptophyta; Magnoliopsida; Caryophyllales; Amaranthaceae. Bases 88 to 2280 code for a protein of 730 amino acids. The transcript has 6 exons. Gene Ontology annotation, biological process: RNA modification. Gene Ontology annotation, molecular function: RNA binding; protein binding. The record is from RefSeq and is a predicted model, not a curated record.